GAGUGAAAGGCUCGUCUUUCGCUGCAUCUUUGAGCAGCUGUACAGUGUAGCAGAUAAAUAGUAAAUAAUGCCAUCUUCCUACAGUCUGUCUGUGGUUCGUUGUUAUGACAGUUGCGGAGUGGGAACUGUAAGUUAUGAUCGGUGGUCAUGAAUGGACGAGUGAAACGAGAUAGUCUUAAAUUUAGGAAGAGGGACGAUGAAUAGCAUGCUUGUUACGGUUGCUAAUAAACACCUGUCUCAUUUAUAGUGAUCAAAUACUAUGUCGUCCGAUUCAUUUAGUGAGCAUGGGAAGUCAGCAACCGAGAUUAUACAACAGAUUAACGCAAAAAAUACAAAAAUACUUGCGUGUAUUCUCGUUAUUGGAUUCAUUGUGUAUCACGGUUUACUGCAUUGGAGAUACGGAAUUGAUUCCUGCAAGUGGCUUCUUUCUGAUGGUAGAUUUAAGGGUAACCAGGAGUGGCAGCCAUAUGGUUGCAUGAUGCACCAUUACAGUCAGACGGAUACAAGACGUUGUUUGAGAUAUUUAGCAUUCUGGGGUGAACAUAGCCAUUUUGUAUUUAUCGGUGAUUCUAGAAUUCGCCAGUUGUAUCUAGCAUUCUUGGAACAAGUUGAGCCACAAGAUUCUUCGCGGACAACUCUUCAUCCUGAACAAAUGCAUUCUGAUAUGGCUUUCACUGAUGCAAAGUUAAGACUGCGGGUGGAAUUUGUUUGGAGCACUUUUGUUUCUCAGAUCAUGGUAGAUGAAUUUCGCAAGUGGAAGGAUGAAGAUGAUCCACCAAAUGUGAUUGUUGCUGGUAAUGCCUUAUGGUCAAUUAGAGCAUCUAAUGCAUCUGUUCAGGCAUUAGAAGAGUAUAAAAAUAAUUUAACUUAUCUCGCACAGGCAAUAAACACACUCUCGGAUAAGACAAAGACUCAAGUUCUGUGGGUUCUCCAGGCACCUGUAAAUGCUGAGAAACUUCAGCCACAUAGGUCCAUGAUAACAAAUGAACAAAUUGAACUCUAUAACAAGGCUGCUUCUCAGAUUCUAUUACACAGCAGAGCCCUGCUUUGGUCUAGCACAAAACUUGUCGCACAAGGAAGUCCUGAUGAAACUACUGAUGGGAUUCAUCUUGGACCAACAGCUCUGAAAUAUGAUACUCAGAUGCUGCUGAACAUGUACUGCAACGAUCAUAUGAACUUCAAUGAUGGGAGCUGUUGCAGUAGUGCUGAGCCAUACACUACGCUGCAGGUUGUUACAUUUUCCGUUUUAGGUGUUUGUUUCAUUAUUGGUCUGGGAUUAAUGACACGUCGGUGGCUGCGUCAGUUGAAAAGUUCACCACCAGUUACUUACACUCCGCUAAAUGAACAGAGUGCAAAAGUUGCUGCCGCUGAAUCUGAUUUGUACGUAAUAGUCACAUCACUUGCACGCAUGGGGAUUAUUAUGGCAUAUUUUUUUCUUUGUGACAGGACAAAUUUUUUUAUGAAGGAAAACAAAUAUUUCUCACAGCUAAGCUUUUGGCUCCCAUUUGGUUAUGUGUUUACACUGGGUUUGUUUUUCACAGAAGACAGCCAAUAUACUAAAGUUCUUCAUCGGGAUCAGACAGAUGAAUGGAAAGGAUGGAUGCAGUUGGUGAUACUUAUUUAUCACAUGACAGGUGCAAGUCGUAUAUUACCAAUAUAUAUGCACAUUCGUGUCCUUGUUUCUGCCUAUCUGUUUCUAUCUGGAUAUGGUCAUUUUUGUUACUUUUGGCAAAGAGGGGAUGCAGGAAUAGUACGCUUUUUCCAGGUACUGUUUCGACUCAACUUCAUGACUGUGAUGCUUUGUCUCUGUAUGAACAGGCCAUACCAGUUCUACUACUUUGUGCCUUUAAUUUCAUUCUGGUUUCUAAUGGCUUAUUUGGUACUGGCUCUGCCACCCCAAAUAACAGCUGCUUCGUCUGAAACAAAUCCCCUUCAUUAUUUGUAUUUGGUUCUGAAGAUGGUGGGUCUUUUUACUGUUAUCACAGUACUCUAUAUGUCAGAGGUUUUCUUUGAAAAGGUAUUUGUUACACGCCCAUGGAAAGCCUUAUUUGUUACAACAGAUGAUGAUAUUCAUGAAUGGUGGUUUCGUUGGAAGCUGGACCGAUACAGCAUAUCAUAUGGAAUGGUAUUUGCUGCAGCGUAUAUGCUGUCACAACGAUACAAUUUGUUGGAUGACAACAAUCACAGCAAUCUCUUCUCUCGGGGAAUAUCUCUGUCAGCAACUCUUGGUGCUGUAAUUGGACUUGGAAGUUAUGCUUGUUUCUCAUUUUUGUGUCGAAACAAGCAAGAAUGCAAUGAAAUACAUUCCUACACAGUGUUUGUGCCCAUUGUGAGCUACAUAGUGCUUCGUAACAUAUCUGGUGCUCUGCGCACUCGCUACUCAAGUUUGUUUGCUUGGUUUGGACGUAUUUCUUUGGAGCUGUUUAUUAGCCAGUAUCAUAUAUGGUUGGCAGCAGAUACACAUGGUGUGCUUGUACUUUUACCUGGAUAUCCUGUACUUAAUUUAAUCAUUACUUCAUUUAUCUUUGUAUGUGCGGCUCAUGAAGUGAAUGUAUUGACUCGUGUGUUGACACCCUAUGCUGUACCUGCCGACUGGCGUCUCGUAUUGCGAAAUGUGUUGCUCUUUCUUGCUGUGCUUGUUCCAAUAGGAAUUCAUGAUGGAAUGUUUUGAAUCUGUAUUUACUGUGUAAUUGAUGAAUAUUGUGAUAUUUCAGUGACUCUCAGGAAGACUGCUGUAUUUUUGUGUUCAUAAAUUUGUAUUAGAUAUCACAGAUUCUUUGUCUUGACAAAAGUUCACUUGUGUGGAGGAGUGUAAAUAUGUUUUAAAAUUUCAUAUGAAAUUUAUCAUACGCUAUCAAAUGGGCAGCUUUUACAAUACCCUUACUGUUUUAACAUGGAUUAAACAUGUAAAAAUAAAAAUGGCAACAAAAAAGGAGGAUUGGAAAGUGCUCCGUGAUAGUAGGAAAAUAUGAAAUUCCCUGCCAUUUCAUUGUUGUUAAAACCAUUUUUCUAUGUGAUAAUGUGGCUCAUCUUGUGUAAUUUGGUUCAGAGCAGUGUAAAUAUUCACCAAUUUUAUAUAUGGGUUUAGUGUACUUAACAGCUUAGUCCUUAUCAUUGUCAGAUUGUAUAUGAUAAUAUUAUGAAAAGGAUAGAUUGCUACUCACCAUGUAGUGGAGGUGCUGAGCCACAGAUAGGCACAACAAAGACUGUCAAACAAGUAAACUUUCAGGUGAAAAGGCCUUCAUCAGAAUUAGACAAAACACACACACACACACACACACACACACACACACACACACACACACAAGCAUAGUGUCUGGCUGCGAAGGCCGUACUGUCUCCCCUUGGUAACCAGAGAUUGUGGUUGAGUGUGUGUGUGUGUGUGUGUGUGUGUGUGUGUGUGUGUGUGUGUGUGUGUGUGUGUGUCUAAUUCCAGUGAAGACCUUUUCAGACAAAAUCUUUCUUGUUUGACAGUCUUUUGUUGUGCCUACCUGCGACUCAGCAUCUCCGCUGCAUGGGAAGUAGCAAUCUAUCCUUUACAUAAUAUUAUCAUUAUUAACAUCUUGGGUUUUCCAUUGUUAGAUUAUACAAAUAUUAAAGUAGUUACUGAGACUACCUUGCUACACUGUGCUUCUUUUACUAAUUAAUUUGAAGUCUAAUUUUCUUACUCGGUGUGUGUUAUGUGCCUCUACUGUGAUUUUGUCAUGCAGUAUUUACAUUUAUUAUUUGCGUAGUACAUGCAAACACUUGUGAUAAUAGUGAAAUGAGAUACGCAAUUGCAGAAAUGUUAAAUGAACAAAGGUUAUGGAAGGGGGAAAAUGCACUUCUGAAUUGUUCAAAUUUAGAAAGAACUUACAAAUUUGAAAACUGCUGUAAGCAAAAGUUCUUUUUAACAUUCUUUCACUUUCUGCAGUGCACAGUCGAGACUUGUAUACCUUAAAAAAAUGUUUCUACUCCUCUAUGUUGAAAUGUCUGAGCAGCAAAGUGCGACUUUUGGGUGACUUGGUGCUUCAUUCUGAACCUCAUGUUGUGUUGCCUUGCAAACUGGUACAUACUUAGCAUAUUUUAUGAAGACACAAUACUAAUUUUUGCCUUCUCUUCAUUUUUGUAUUCACUUACUUGCAUUUAGAAUACUGAUUACCUUCACCAGUAUUGUCUCUGAAAGCUAGGCAGGAUCAGAAUAAGAGUUGCUCAACAUCUGCAAUAAUCAUUUCUGUAUAAUAAUCAGUUAUUCACUAAAAUAAGAACACUUCAGUUGCAUGGAACUGUACGUAAAUGCUUUAAAUAAAGUUUCCUUUACAUGUUUCUGGAUAGCUAAAUCCAAGCAACAGAUUUUUCAACAUAUACAAACCAAGAACAUUAUGUAUAUAUGGGUGAAUAACUGCUUAUCUCAGUGUCCUGAAGAUGAAGUGGGACCAAAUGAAAUAAAUUUGACUAUAACAGUGAAAAUUUUCUAAUCAUUUGGAUGAAAGUUGACAGGAUUGCAACUGAUAAAGCAGAUUAUGUUUUAAAUAGAAAAUAAAGUAAAAUUUUCAGCUGUUCAAACACACUGAAUCUCAGACUCUCUUCUCAAGAGAGAACGAAAUAACAAAAUAUUAGAUGAGCUAAAUAUGAUAGCAUAAAGACUGCUGAAAGACUUGUAAGUUAAGAUACAUUUUCUUCUUUACCAGUUCUGAAUAAACAUCAGUUCUGAUCCUUUUUGCAUUGCGAUCAUCCCAUGAGCUGGAUUCUGUUUUCACCACAAUUUAUUCCAUUGUGACAUAGUCAUAGUAUACAGCAUUUUGUUAAAUUCAGUUUGAAAUGUAACAUACUCAUUAUUCAUAAGUAUUUGCUCAAGUUUGUUCAUCAUGUUGUUUCUGCAGUAUUUUCUUAUUUUGAUUCAUUAUUGCAUUUUUGGCUCUUCCUGCCUCCCUAAUUAUAAUUACAUUGGUUGUCAUAGCCCUUUACACACAUAAGAUACAAACACCCUUUUAUUUUUAUUGUCAGUUUUCAAUGUCAUUUCCUUCAUCAUUAUUGGUACUCCUUAUUCUGACAGUUGUCGAUUCAGUGUGUAUUUUAUGCUGAAAAGGUGUAUGUAUCCCGUAUUGGUUGCAUAACACACCCCCAUGCAAGUGCGCGCAAGUGUGUGUGUGUGUGUGUGUGUGUGUGUGUGUGUGUGUGUGUGUGAGAGAGAGAGAGAGAGAGAGAGAGAGAGAGAGAGAGAGAGAGAGAGA
Schistocerca americana (American grasshopper) is the source of this 5213-nucleotide messenger RNA. Its product is annotated as N-acetylneuraminate 9-O-acetyltransferase. Lineage: Eukaryota; Metazoa; Arthropoda; Insecta; Orthoptera; Acrididae. The transcript is spliced from 14 exons. Bases 260 to 2671 code for a protein of 803 amino acids. The record is from RefSeq and is a predicted model, not a curated record.